UCACACACACACACACACACACACACAGAGAAAACAGUGAGAGAGAAAGGAAAAAUAAAAGUAGACUUAAGACUCCUGUCUUUUGCUCACAUUAAAUGGCCACAAAUCCUCCUUCAUCUUCAUCAUCUAAAAUCAAGAAUGCAGAUGAAGAAGACUACAUAGAUAUAGAAGUAAGUUCUUGUACAAGUUCUUCUCCACAAAGUAGAGAAUUUGAGUUUCAAAUGUCUUCUAUUUCCAUUGACAAAGAAAUUACCACAACUUCACCGGCUGAUGAACUUUUCUAUAGAGGCAAACUCCUCCCUCUUCAUCUCCCUCCAAGGUUAGAAAUGGUCCAAAAACUUCUUCACACCUCAAAGUUAGAAACUUUUCAAGAAGAAGAAAGAUUUAGCAUUAAUUCCAAGAAUUUGAUUAAUGCGUACAAUAAACCCUUCUGGUCCUACUCUUCCCCGGACCCCAAGAAUAACGGGAGCUUAACGCACCGGAUUAUUAGUUCUACUGCACCUUGUACUAAUACUAGUACCCCAUUUGAGUCGUGCAAUAUUUCCCCCUCAGAAUCUUGUAGAGUGAGUUGUGAACUUAAUCCAGAUGAGUAUUUUUUUCAAUGGUCAACUGAAUUCAGUAAUUUUAUGAAUGACCAUCCAAAGAAAACUUGGUCCAAGAAACUUAAGUUAGUUAAACAAUCAUUAAUUAGUCAAAAGAUUAAGGCUUCAAAAGCAUAUCUUAAUCUUAAGUCUUUGUUUAACAAGUCUGCUUGUUCAGAUGAGACUGAUCAACAAGUUUUUAGUACUAAAGAUUGUGAAAAUAAGUAUAUUAAAGUAUCUAAGAAAACCCCAUUUGGCCAUAUUGGAAAAUGUACACAACCAACAUUAGCUAGUGUGAUAAGAAAUAUUGAGAAAGAAGGGGUUGAAGAUAAUGUGAAUAGUCAUAGGAAGUCAUUUUCAGCAGUAAUUAAAAGACAUUCUCCGACUAAAUGUUUGUCUUCCUCUUCAUCUAAUGGUUCUUCUUCUUCUUCAUCAUCUUUAUCAUCUUUUUCAUUGAAUUCUAAUGGUUUUUAUGAGUUGAAUUUGCUUAAGAGAAGUAGUAGUGCAAAUACUGAGAUUGAGGGUUCAAUUGAAGCUGCUAUUGCUCAUUGUAAGAAGUCUCAAGAGCUUUGUAAUCCAAAGAGGAGAUUGAUUGAAGCAGGGAUUAAUUCAAUGUCAAUUUCAAAGAUUGCAGCUACUGAGAUUCAAGAAAGACCAGAUCUUUGCAGAUUUUGAAUAAGUUUCCUUUUUCUUUUGCUUUUCUUCUUUUUCUUUUUUUUUUGUUACUUUUAAAGGACACUAUAAAAUUCCUCAAAUAGAAAAAAGAAAGUUUUGGAGAGGAAUGAAUUUGUAAAACUGGUUUCUUGCUUGAGUUUGCAGAUUAUAUGUAAUUAAUUCAUUGUUUUUAGUGUGUAUAAUUCAUUGAGCCAAUGUAAUUUUUUCUUA
This is a messenger RNA of Nicotiana tabacum (common tobacco), 1466 nucleotides long. RefSeq names its product putative membrane-associated kinase regulator 4. Gene Ontology annotation, molecular function: kinase inhibitor activity. Gene Ontology annotation, cellular component: plasma membrane. NCBI's taxonomy places the organism in Eukaryota, Viridiplantae, Streptophyta, Magnoliopsida, Solanales, Solanaceae. The record is from RefSeq and is a predicted model, not a curated record.